Molecule: messenger RNA, 942 nt
Organism: Saccostrea cuccullata (small rock oyster)
Lineage: Eukaryota; Metazoa; Mollusca; Bivalvia; Ostreida; Ostreidae
Exons: 1
Coding region: 1-942 (313 amino acids)
Biological process (GO): retrotransposition
Cellular component (GO): ribonucleoprotein complex
Molecular function (GO): single-stranded RNA binding
Source: RefSeq, a predicted model, not a curated record
AUGGAGGGAAUCCAUGAACAGCUAAGUGAAAUUUCUCUUAGUACUUUACAUACCAUCUUUCUAAAAAUAGAUGCGAGACUAACAAACAUUGAAACAAACAGCUCUACUUUGGAAAAGAGAAUGUGUGACAUUGAGAAUAAAAUGAGUACGUUUAAUAGAUUAGCAGAAGCAGUUGUUUCACUUGAAAAUAAAAUUCAAAAAUUUGAAUGUGAAAUAAAAACCAUUAAAGAGACGGUGACAGAGGCGGAGAUGAGUGCCAAAUCUAUUAGUGAUAUGUUUGACAGUGUGAAACACACUGCCGAGAAAGAAUUAAAACAGCUACAAGAUGAUUCAAGGAAAAGGGACGAGGAACUCAACUCAAGUGUUCACACUUUAAAAGAGAAAAAUGUUGAAUUACAGGAGUCUAUCACUGAUCUCCGUAUCAGAUCAAUGAGAGAUAACCUAGUUUUUUGUGGUGUUCCUAAGAAAAGAAACGAAAACUGUGAGGUGAUGCUGCGUAAUUUCAUGAAAGAUAAGAUGAAAAUCUACGAUUUCAUACGAUUCGAGAGAGUGCACAGAAUGGGAAAAUUUGAGGAGUUCAACACAAUACCCCGAAACAUAAUGGCGAAAUUCUCCUUCUUCCAAGACAGAGAGUACGUUAGAUCACAAGCCCCUCGGAAAUUAAAGGGAACUCACGUUUGGGUCAACGAACAGUACCCCCCGGAGGUUGAAGAGCGGCGUAAAAAACUGCACCCUGUAAUCCGUCAGGCCAGAAAAGAACACAGUCGUGUUAAACUCGUAAAAGACACUUUGUAUGUUGAUGGCGAACUGUACGUGCCCGAAGAUCAGGAAUCCGCUCCACGCAUGGAAGUGACACGCUCGCUCGAUCAGGCAGCAGGAGGGCAUUCGGCCAACCCCGCAAACACACCGUGGACUCAUCGCGGAACAUACCACAGGUGCUAA